This is a messenger RNA of Paramormyrops kingsleyae, 7824 nucleotides long. The record is from RefSeq and is a predicted model, not a curated record. NCBI's taxonomy places the organism in Eukaryota, Metazoa, Chordata, Actinopteri, Osteoglossiformes, Mormyridae.
CGAACAGAGCCGCACGGUUUUUUUUUUUUUUUACCUCUGUUUCUCUUGAUUUUGGAAGGAAUUCUGCUUAUCUUUUUUAUUUUCGAAGUUUUCCUUUUGCUAUACGGAAAACUUUGUAUACUGUGGUGUUAUUCGAUUUAGUAAAUAGUUCUAAGUUAAGCUAAUGGAUAUGCGUGUUUCUUUUGCCUUACGUUUUUGGAUGGGAGAGAGCAAAGCGUCAACCUUAAGCUCCAUUUUUGGAUUUGGACACUACAUUCCUUAGUUAAAAAACCUGGCUUUCAUGGAACACGGAAGGAAGUUUCGGCUGGCAGAGCCCGACGACUGCAAACUGUGAGUCGUACUGUACCUUUCCCUUGUUAGCUUAGAAUAGCAUACGUGCUGGAGUUAGCCUGCAAUAGCAGCCCUGCUGUAACUGGAUUUAAAAAUCAGAGCUCAACGGACUAUAUUCGGUGAAUAUAGAGGUGGAAAGCAUUGUCUGCGUCAAGUUUUUUUUCUUUUUUCCUUUUCAACGGUGCUGUGUGAUACCUUGCUUUAAGUAGCUGGGGAAAUUUUUGCUUGUAUGGAUAGGCCAGACAGCGAAAAACGGAUGGUAAAAAUGACGGAAAAGGCCCGGGAGGAAAACGUGUCCAGACAUAUCAUAUGCAUACCAGAAGAGCUAAGCUAGGGCAGGUAACUAGCAUUAUAAAACACCUCAAGCGAUUAAUGGAGGAUGAUGUAAACGUGGAUGUUGUUAAGGAAAAAUUACGGAAUAACUUUAAUUUACAAAGGGAAUUCUGUGAAAUAAAUUUCGAUAUGAAAGGGCUUAUGACCGAAGAGGAAUAUUCGGAUGAUCAAAACAAUUGGUUCGUUCCGAUGGUAAAUGCGAUGGAUGAUUUUUUCUGAAGAUGUGAAGGAUGGAUGAAUAAUGUUUUAAAACGAUCUAGACAAGCUGAAGAGUGCGAUGCACAAGUAACCCCUGUGGAUAGUGUGUCUAUGACAUUAAGGUUAACCGCUGAGUGCUCUAGCAGUAAAGGUUCCCUGUCUGGAAGCAUAGCGUCUGCUGCUUCAUCAGCUAAGAUGAAAGCAACCGUGAAGAAGGCUGCAUUAAAAGUAAAGGUUGCAGCUUUAGAGAAAAAAUUAGCUAUUGAAAGAGAAGAAACAGAAUGGCAAGACGAACAAAUGAGGAAAGAAGCUGGCAUAAAGGCUAGAAAACAGAUGCAUGAGCUUCAGACUGCAAUUGCUGAGGCAGAUGCAAAAACGGAGGUUUUGCAAAAAAAUAUGAAAUUAGGCAAACUGACAGGAGUGUGGCAGAAUUUAGCAAUAUUCUGACCUCUCCGCCAGUAUCAGAACGUAACAUCGAAGUUGAAAAUGUUCUCCAAUCGCAAUUGCAUAAUAGAGCCUCACCCACUUCUAGUGUGCAAUCCAAUGUUGGGCCAGCGCUUGAUAGUUUAUGUAAAGCAAUUUCCCAGCAAGCUAAUGUAACAGAAUAUUUGGUGAAGAACCACAAGGCGUCCUUGUUACCAGAUAUAAACAUACCCACGUUUAAUGGUGACCCACUUGAAUAUAAGCUGUUUAUUAGAGCCUUUGAGCACGCCGUAGAAGAUCGUUCAGAUAAUGAUCGAGAUCGCCUCUACUUCUUGCAGCAAUAUACAAGUGGUCAGCCACACGAACUACUGGGAAGCUGCAUUCAUAUGGAACCCUCAGCAGGUUAUGCGAGGGCCAAACAAAUGUUAGAAGAAUAUUAUGGUGAUGAUUAUACAAUAGCAGAAGCUUAUAUCAACAAGGCUCUUAGUUGGGACAGAUUACAGCGAGAAGAUGAUGCAGCACUGCAGUCUUUUUCUGUUUUUGACAGGCUGCUAUAAUAUAAUGUCUGAUAUAAGCUACAUGGAAGACUUGAACAAUGCAGUUAAUUUAAGGGCACUGGCAAACAAAUUGCCAUACAAGCUUAAAGAAAGGUGGUAAAAGGUAGCAUGUGAUAUUCAAGAAUACACAAACAGAAGAGCAACAUCCAAAGACUUUGUGGACUUCGCUAAGCAAGUUAAGUACAUUCUGCAUCCGAUGUAUGGCGAUUUAAAGGAGAGCCAGAAAGAACAGCAUAAGCCAAAGGCCACAAUUUAAGGAGAAAGGUGCAACAAAGAAGGCCUUUGCUACAACUGCAGUUCCAAUCGAAAAGGAAAUCAAACAGUGGAAGAAAAAUAAGAAGUGGAGAACUAAGCACCACCUAAAAUGCAAACUUUCUCUGUUGAUGCCAGCAGCAAGCCUUGCGCUUAUUGCAAUGGAGGGCAACACUGCUUUGCAGCAUGCAGAAGACUCCAGAGCAAGUCUCAUAAAGAAAAGAUUGAUUUCUUGAGAAUUAAAGGUUUAUGUUUUGGAUGUUGAAAACAUGGACACAUGAGCAGCAGCUGCAAAGAGAGAGCGCAAUGUCAAGAAUGUUUUCGGUCACAUCCCACGCUACUCCACAUAAAACUCAAGGGCAGCUCAACACAAGAUACGGACGAGACAAUGACAAAGGAAAGUUGUGAAGCGCAAUCAGUCUCAAGUGCUUUCACGCAAACUUUAAGUUUUGGUGUCACUGGGGCCGGUAAGGAAGAUUGUGUGCUUUCAAUCGUUCCAGUAUGCAUCAAGGCACAGAAGGGAACAAAGACAGUAGUUACAUAUGCGUUUUUAGGUCCCGGUAGCACCGCUACUUUUUGUACGGAGUCACUGAUUCAUGAACUGAAUGUGAGUGGACGGAGCACAACCGUUCUGUUAAGAGCAAUGGGAAGGGAAUCUGUGGUCCACACCCGAGUAGUUACUGGUCUGGAAAUCAGUAGUCUGAACGGCAGUCAGUUUAUUGAGCUUCCGGAGGUGUACUCACAGAAAGAAAUUCCAGUUACUGAAGAUAAUAUUCCAUGUCAAAGGGAUAUUGAUGACUGGCCUUACCUGAAGGAAGUGCAUCUUCCCGUCAUUGAGUGUAAGAUUGAAUUGCUAAUAGGAGUAAAUGUACCCAAGGCUAUGGAACCGCUUCAGGUUGUCAGCAGCAUAGGUAAUGGGCCAUAUGCCGUUAAAUCAUUUUUGGGCUGGAUGGUGAAUGGUCCACUCCGAGGUGGAUGUAGCACAGCAACAAGGAAGCGAACCUGAAGUAGCAGCAAAUCGAAUUUCUGUAGCAAAGCUAUGAGACCUCUGGCAGCUGCAGUUUAAGCAAGAUUUCCCUGAUGCAGAACAAGUCGAAGAAUUUGAAAUGUCUAAGGAAGACCACUUGUUCAUGGCUAUGGUGUCUUAAUCAUUAAAACUUUCUGAUGGUCAUUACAGUAUUUGCCUUCCGGUGAAAAACAAAUCAUUGAAUCUACCAAAUAAUAGAUCUGUUGCUGAACAACAUGCACUGAAUUUACAGAAAAGGUUCAUGAGAGAUGUCAAGUUUUGGGCGGAGUACGCUGCAUUCAUGGAUGACAUUCUACGAAAGAGUUAUGCGGUGAAGCUUGACAAGAGCCCACUCGCACCACCGAAUGGAAGGACGUGGUACUUGCCUCACCAUGGGGUCCGACAUCCCGUCAAGCAGAAACUACGUGUGGUUUUUGAUUGUGCAGCGAGCUACCACGGAACAUCAUUAGAUCAACAACUCUUGCAAGGUCCUGACUUAACAAGUUCGUUGGUGGGGGUCCUCAUGAGGUUCCGACAAGAGGCUGUGGCUAUGAUGGCAGAUGUCGAAGCUAUGUUCCACCAGGUCAAGAUUCGGGACAAAGACACAGAUCUCUUGAGGUUCCUAUGGUGGCCUGGUGGGAACUAUCAGGAAGAGCUUGCUGAAUAUAAAAUGGUGGUCCACAUUUUUGGCGCAAGUUUUGCUCGGCAAAAAUACGCAACAGAUUUCGAGAUUGAAUUUGGUCAAGAAGCUGCUAGGACAGUUAAGAGGAAUUUUUAUGUUGAUGAGUGCCUUAAGUCAGUUACAGAUGAAGAUAUGGCCAUUGCUCUUUGCUCCAAUUUGAGGAGUAUGUUGGCGAAGGGAGGUUUCCGGCUGACGAAGUGGUCAAGUAACAGUCGAAAACUGCUCACCUUAUUUUCUGAGGAAGAAAGAGCGCAAGGAUUUCAAGAUUUGGCUUUGGAUCAAGACAGCUUACCAAUGGAGAGAACAUUGGGAAUCCAAUGGUGUGCCGAAUCAGAUCAGUUCAAAUUCAAGAUUAGUCUUAAGGAUCGGCCAUUGACUAGGAGAGGCCUACUUUCUCUUGUCAGUUCUAUCUUUGACCCAUGGGGCUUCCUCGCUCCUGUUCUCUUACCAGCUAAGAGAAUCCUUCAAGACCUUUGCCAAGAAAAAUGCAGCUUGGAUGAAGACUUGCCCAAUGAUGUUAUACAGAGAUGGAAAGAAUGGGUCUCAGGUUUGCAACAGUUAGACGGUUAGAGUCCACAGAUGCAUCCACAGAUGCAUCAAGAUGAGCGAAUUUGGUCCUCCAACCUUUGCACAGCUGCAUCAUUUUGCGGAUGCAAGUGAGGAUGUGUACGGAACAGUCAGCUACUUGCUGUUAGGUAAUGAAAACAGCCAGACUCAAUCUACCUUGAUGAUGGCAAAGGCUAGGGUGGCGCCACUAAAGGCCCUAACAAUUCCAAGAAUGGAAUUGACUGCAGCUACCGUAGCAGUCAAUAUGGACAAGCUAGUUAAAAAGGAACUUGAUCUGGAGCUUUGUGACUCAGUCUUUUGGACUGAUAGCACAGCUGUACUUAAAUACCUCAGAAGUGAAAGCACCAGAUUUAAGACCUUUGUAGCUAAUAGAAUAUCGACAGUUCUGAAGCAUUCUCACAUUUCACAGUGGAGAUAUGUUAAUACGACUCUUAACCCUGCAGACUAUGUCUCAAGAGGACAGACUGUCGAAGCCUUCUUAAAAAAUAGGAGUUGGCUUUCUGGACCAAAAUUCUUGCACUGCUCAGAAAACGAGUGGCCGCAGAAUCCAGAUCCUGGAAUGUUAGACAUUGAUGACCCUGAGGUCAAACGAGCAAUCAAAGUACAUGCAGUACAAAUAAAGGAGCCCCAAGAUUCCAUGGACCGGAUAAUGAACUAUUCAUUUUUUAGGUGGAAAGAGAUGCUGUUGGAACUGAAAACAAAGAGAAAGCAAUUGAGUAUGAUGGACAAAAAGGUUUCAGCUGAAAUGGAACAAGGCAUUCAAAUCAAAAUGAACAAGUUUAAAAAAUCUUACAAAGGAAAGGGCAUAACUUGUGAAGAUCUAGAUAAUGCGGAAUUGGAGAUUGGAAGCAGCCAGCCAUACUGCCAAAGGAUUUGCAUGUUACCAAUGUAACAUUGAGACACAUACACAAAACUAUAUGGCAUGCUGGAAGGAAUCAUAUGCUGGCUGAGCUCCGUCAGCGUUUUUGGGUUCCAGGGGCAAGCGGUGCCAUCAGACAAAUGCUUUGUAAGUGCACUACUUGUAGAUGAUGGCACGGAUCUGCAGGAAAGCAGCUUAUGGCUAUGCUACCAAGGUGCAGAGUCCUUCCAGAUGAUCCACCGUUUACUCGAGUAGGUGUGAACUAUUUCAGCCCAUUCCUUGUGAAGCGAGGAGAGUUCAAGUGAAGAGGUACGGCAUUAUCUUUACGUGUCUCGCAAUACAAGCUGUACAUUUGGAAGUUGCAUCUUCGCUUGACACAGAUGCGUGUAUUAAUGUAAUUCGAAGAUUUCUUGCACAAAGGGGGCAAGUGAAGGACAUGUAUUCUGAUAAUGGAACCAAUUUCACAUCAGCCGAUGAUGAGUUGAAGAAAUCGAUCAGAGAAUGGAACACCUGCAAGGUUGAAAAACACUGUUAACAAAAGGGUAUCCUUUGGCACUUCAAUCCGCCUGCAGGAUCUCAUCAUGGGGGAAGCUGGGAGCGGUUGAUUCGCUCUGUAAGAAAAAUUCUGAAUACCACUGUAAAGAAGCAAUCUUUGGAUGAAGAAGGUGUACACACCUUAUUAUGUGAAGCGGAAGCCAUAAUUAAUGGCAGGCCUAUCACGAAGUCUUCUUCUGACCUAAAUGAUCUAGAGGCCUUAACACCCAAUCACCUGUUGCUACUCAAGGUCAAGCCUAAUUUACCACCGGGAGUGUUUGAUAGGAAUGAUCAGUAUGCUAGUCGCCGAUGGAAACAAGUACAGUACCUGUCUUUUGGAAGCGUUGGUGUAAAGAAUAUCUUACGCAGCUUCAAGAACAUCAAAGAUGGUGCACUGCGGGAAGGAACUUCAGAGUCGGCGAUGUGGUGCUGAUCGUGGAUGACACCUCUCCGAGAAAUUCCUGGCCUCUUGGACGGAUAAUAGAGACUCUGUCUGACAAGAAAGGCCUGAACACACCAUUCACAUGCACACCUAUGGGCAAUUUGGAAACUCCAAUUAACCUCAGCAUGUUUUUUGGGCUGUGGGGGGAAACCGAAGUAAAACCCCACAACGACACGGGGAGAACAUGCAAACGCCACACACACAGAGCCGUGAUGGAGACUCGAACCCUGGUCAGUAGUAAACACUAUGCCAUCAUGCUAAAAAAUUACCUGUAAACCUAAAUAAAAAUACUACUGAAGGGAAAACAUUUUUUGGUUCUUCUCUUGGAGACAGGAUCAGCCCCACAUGUGUCAGCAAUGGAUGUGACAAGAUGCCGGGGUGGAAGGGGAGGAAAAAGCCAGACUGCAGCACGAGAAGUCAGUCUGCCCCAACCUGCAGGAUGUAACAAGAUGGCGGGGUGGAAGGGGAGGAAAAAGCUAGACUGCAGCACGAGAAGUCAGUCUGCCCCAACCUGCAGGAUGUGACAAGAUGGCGGGAUGGAAGGGGAGGAAAAAGCUAGACUGCAGCAUGAGAAGUCAGUCUGCCCCAACCUGCAGGAUGUAACAAGAACUGCCCCAGUGCAUGUUAUUGAGAUGAUUUAUUUGAAUCAUGGAAAGUUCCACAUGGCCAAUCCGUACCUCCAUGGAUGGGGUUCAACACCUUGUACACCUACUCCUAUACCUAUACUUUCUACUUGGUUUCUCAGUGAUAUUUUCGGUAGCUUCUGAAAAGGAGACAGGCUUCACUAUUAAUGUGCACGCCUUUCAAAUGUAUCCUAUAUGACCUUUUCACUGAAAUACCCCCCAAGUCAAAAACAUGAGGUGAUCAAGCAGGAUUGGUGACCUGAGGUGAAGGCUUCUUGUCUCACCCACAAGAGUGGCCUCCUGCAGCUGCCCACAUAGGGAGAACUGCGAGUGGGACUUAAUUAGCAGGCAGCCUGUUAAUUAGCAGCUUGCCUCCACAUUUCCGGAGAGUAGAUAGCUGCCAAAAUGAAGGGGUCAAACAAGGCAAUGCCAGACGACAGCACUUACAUAACCCUUUCAUUUUAUGGCAUUUCACCUUAUCAUAAGUAAAAACUAACCACAAUGUCAGCAUGAUGCCUAUCGUUUCAUUGUACUGUCUUGAUUAGGGUGGAUGAAACACUAUUAGAAUCAAAAGAUUUGACUUGAAUGUACGAUCUCUGAGCAGCUCGUUCAGCAAUAGACUUCUACACCCACAGUGUAGGAAGGAGCACUACCGCAGGUCAUUCUUACCGGCAGCUGUCAGACUUUAUAACACAGUUUAGCGUGGUUAUUUUUACUCAUCGCCUGUCUAACUGACUUAUCAUAUGUCUUUAACUGCUGUUACCGAUUUGCAGCUUGCGUGUACACUGUAUAUUCACCAGGAUCAUUCACACCCCACCCCCACACUUGUGUACAUAUCUCUGUACAUUCUGUACUUAUCUCUGUACAUUUUUAUUUAUUUUGUCCAUAAAACUUUGGUUGUGUAUAUAGACAACUGACUUACCUGCUCUUGUUGUUCUACAAUCCUUUUGUAUAAGAGCUCUGUAACACCUAAAAUUCUCAUUCGUGGGAUAAUAAAGGUUUAUUUUAUUCUAUUCUA